This is a messenger RNA of Alexandromys fortis (reed vole), 972 nucleotides long. RefSeq names its product olfactory receptor 10A7-like. Gene Ontology annotation, molecular function: G protein-coupled receptor activity; olfactory receptor activity. NCBI's taxonomy places the organism in Eukaryota, Metazoa, Chordata, Mammalia, Rodentia, Cricetidae. Gene Ontology annotation, biological process: G protein-coupled receptor signaling pathway. Bases 1 to 972 code for a protein of 323 amino acids. The transcript has a single exon. Gene Ontology annotation, cellular component: membrane. The record is from RefSeq and is a predicted model, not a curated record.
AUGCCACUUUCCUGGGCAGCUCCUCCCUGGACCAAUCAGAGCCGCACACGUGAGCUGGAGUUCGUGUUGCUAGGCUUCGCACAUGUGCCCUCCCUGCGCCCAAUGCUCUCAGUGCUCUUCCUGACCGCCUUCCUGCUCACGUUGUUAGGCAACACACUCAUUGUCUUGCUCACCAGCCUGGAUCCAGGCCUGCGUGCGCCCAUGUACUUCUUCCUAAGGCAGCUGGCCCUGGUGGAGAUCUGCUUCUCACUGGACGUGGCGCCCCGUCUGCUGGUGACCCUACUGUGGCCUGGACGUGGGCUGUCCCCGACAAGCUGUGCCCUGCAGCUGUUUCUUGUGCUGUCCUGUGUCACAUCCGAGUGCUUGCUUCUCACGGUCAUGGCCUGGGACCGCUUCCUGGCCAUUUGCAGGCCACUGCGCUAUGGUGCCAUCAUGAGCUUGAGGCUGUGCCACCUGCUGGCCACUACCUGUUGGCUCUCAGGAGUCCCUGUGUCGCUGGUCUUCACCAUCUGGCUCUUUAACUUUCCCUUCUGUGGGCCACGGGGCAUCCGGCACUACUUUUGUGACAUUCCACCUCUGCUGAGCCUGGUGUGUGCAGACACCAGAGUCUUCGAGGCCAGUGUCUUUGUGGCCACAGUGCUAAUUAUGAUAGUUCCGGUCUGUCUCAUAGUCAUGUCCUAUACCAGGAUUCUGGCUUCUGUCCUUCGGAUGCCAUCAGCCUCUGGGCGCCACAAGGCCCUGUCCACCUGUGCCUCCCACCUCAUCGUGGUAAUUCUUUUUUAUGGCACAACGGGGGUCAUCCACUUGCGCCCCAAGGCCAGCUACUCUCCUGAGAGCAAGCAAGUGGUGUCUCUGUCAUACACCAUGGUGACUCCCAUGCUCAAUCCUCUCAUCUACAGCCUGCGGAACAAGGAGUUCAAGGCUGCCUUAGGUCGUGUCUUCCUUCAGAGACGAAGCACCUUUACCCUCUGA